AUGAGCGACCCCAUUGACGAGCCUAUCAAGCAGGCAGCGGAUGAGUUUGAAUCAGACGAAACCCGAGGGCAGCAUCAAAAACGAAGAGAUUCUGGAGAUCUUGGAGAAGAACGCGACUACACAAAUCCGAAUCGGUAUUGGUUCGAAUCAACAGCAUGUCCUCUCAUUGCGGGUACAUUCGGGCCCAUGGCUUCCGCCUUUUCCAUAUGCGCCUUGUCUUCCAGUUGGAGAGUGUACAUACCGCCUGGAGGUACUGUGAAUAAUUCAACUACCAUCGACGACCCAAAAUGGUUACUUGCAAUCAACGCCGUCUCACUAGUUCUCGCUCUCCUCGCGAAUGGAGCUUUGCUACUCAACAUGGCCCAUCGUCUGAAGUUCUCGAUAGCCCAACCGAUCACUAUUGUUGGCUUCGUUGUCUCUUCUGGACUUCUGAUUGCGGAUCUUGCUGCUCUGACCGUAUCUCACACCUAUCAGCUUCCUGCCAAUUCUCCUGCGGCACCUGCUGCUCACCAUGCUUUGACGUCCGCUUUCUACUAUGCGAUCAUGGCUGCUGCCAUCUAUCUCAUCAUUGCCAUUCUCAUGUGUUUGACGGUUUACGGUGCUUGGAAAGGGCACUAUGCAAGACAGUUCAAUCUGACAGCAGCACAGCGAACCUUGAUGCUGCAGACAAUGAGCUUUUUCACAUACCUCCUGCUCGGUGCUCUGAUCUUCAGCCAUGUCGAGAAGUGGGAAUACCUGGACGCCGUAUAUUGGGCAGAUGUGACGCUGCUUACUGUCGGUCUCGGAGACUAUUCACCAAGCACACAUACCGGUCGAUCUCUGUUCAUCCCAUACGCCAUCGGAGGCAUUGUGAUCCUCGGUCUGGUCGUCGGCUCAAUCAGAACCCUAGUCCUCGAACGCGGCCAAAAGAAGAUCUCCGCCAGAAUGAUGGAGAAGAAGCGCCUUCGAGCCGUCAAUAGCGUUGGCGAUGGGCGAAAACGAAUCCGGGUCAGCCGUUUCCAAAGCAUGAAGUUUGUUGAGAGCUACACCAAUGCUGCUCAGAAGAGAGAGCAAGAAUUUAAGGCAAUGAGAUUGGUUCAGGAUUGUGCUGAGAGAGAUCGCAAGUGGAUCGCUUUGGCUGUGUCUACGACGGCUGCUUUUACAUUGUGGCUGGUCGGUUCUGCUAUUUUCCAUGUGGCGGAGAGGGAUCAGGGGUGGACUUAUUUUCAGACGAUGUACUUUACGUACGUGUGUCUGCUCACGAUUGGCUACGGAGACUUUACACCAACGGCAAACUCUAGCAAAGCCUUCUUCGUCUUGUGGUCACUCCUAGCCGUUCCGACCCUCACGAUCCUCAUCUCAGACAUGGGCGACACAGUAGUGCAACUGUUCUCUAACGCAACAGAGUAUGUUGGUUCUCUGACCGUUCUUCCCUCUGAACAAGGCAUUAGAGUCGCCCUGAACAAAGCCUGGCGCACCCUCACAAAAACACAUCCAAUCCGCCAUAGCCAUCAUGACUUGCAUCCCGGUGGUGUAACGCAGACAGAAGGCGCAGAGGGUGAAGAUGGAGAUGAACACCUCACAAUGACAGACCGUAUAGCCGACCGCAUGGCCAAACACCUGGAAGCCGAAGAACUCGACGACGCUCUCUCCGCCGAACAAGCUGGCGAUUUCGAGGAACGCGACAUCCACUUCUACAAUUUCCUUCUGGCGCGUGAGACACAAAGAUUACUCAAAGAUCUCAAUGCAUCCCCGCCCAAACGCUACGAAUGGGGAGAAUGGGAAUACUUCCUGAAACUUAUGGCGAAUGAUGCGGACGCCACUGAUUUGAAUGGUGAUGUCUUGGUGCCUGAGGAAUUGAGGUUACCAGAAACCAGAGAAGAGUGGAAGAAGAAACAUGUCGACCAUAGGUGGUCGUGGUUGAGUAGGGCCAGUCCUUUGAUGGGACACAAGUCUGAAACAGAAUGGAUACUGGAAAGACUGGGAGCAUGUUUGGAGAGAGAGUUGAGAGAGUCGAGACUGUUGCCGUAUCGGACCAGAGAAGAGAGGAGGAAGCCUCCUGUGAGUAUGGCUGAUAUGAUAAGGAGAGGAAGGAACAAGCAGCAAGGAGAAGACAACUCAUGA
Molecule: messenger RNA, 2103 nt
Organism: Aureobasidium melanogenum CBS 110374
Lineage: Eukaryota; Fungi; Ascomycota; Dothideomycetes; Dothideales; Saccotheciaceae
Product: voltage-gated potassium channel
Exons: 5
Coding region: 1-2103 (700 amino acids)
Biological process (GO): potassium ion transmembrane transport; stabilization of membrane potential
Cellular component (GO): membrane
Molecular function (GO): potassium ion leak channel activity
Source: RefSeq, a predicted model, not a curated record